Molecule: messenger RNA, 2079 nt
Organism: Blepharisma stoltei
Lineage: Eukaryota; Ciliophora; Heterotrichea; Heterotrichida; Blepharismidae
Source: the annotation of a GenBank genome assembly
AUGAAUCUAAACGAACUAGCUGUACCUAAAACUCCUUUUUCUACAUAUAGAAAUAGCCGUUCUCCUUUUAUGUCUAAUCAAAGCCCAAUUCCCAGCAACACCCUUGAAAAGCCUGCUCGAUUAAGUCUUAAUAAAUCAGGAUCUUUAUCAAAGCUAGGAGGCAGCAUAGUUUCAAGUCCAAGCCCUCGCCCUCGCCCUCAAGAUUUAAACUCUGUAACUAUGAGAAAACCAGCCCUCAGUACUUCUCAAAGUAUUCAAAAUCUUGAUAACAUCACCAUUCUUGAUACAUUUCAAAGUAACCAGCUUCCUCCAAUUCACGAAUCUAAUCUUUCAGGCCCAGCAUUUAAAGGAGUUCCUACUCACCGAACAAUUUUCCUUGACAAGCGUGCAUCUCCAUUACUAAAUGUAGGCUAUGGCGGUGUAGAAAAGCCUCAUUUUGACUUAAAUCCUUUAUAUACAAGUACUCAUUACAGAGAACGCCAAGUAGCACCAAUCGCGCCUCCUCGUGAAAAAAUCAGAGCGAUAUUUGCCAUUUACUAUUUAGGAAGAGGCUUUAACGCAGUAACUAAUACCUUUGGAAGGCCAAAUGGUCUUGGGAUCCUCUUAUCCCCUGACUUAUGUUUGACUACUCAUUCAGUUCUCCCUGAUGAAGAAUCUGCUAAAAAUUCAUAUGCACAAUUCAGAGAUAGCGAAGUUUUUAAAUUUGACCCUCAAAGGUGUUUUGUGACAUCGAGCAAUCAUGAGUUUACGCUGGUGGCAUUCCAAUCUCAAUCUGGAAAUGCUUUACAGUAUUUUAAGCCAAUUCACAUUACAGAGCCAUUGUCUCUUCAUAUUGAAGAUGCAGUUGCUUUUUUCCCAUAUGAUGCACAUGCUGUAAAAAAAGUAGCAGCAAUUGAAAAAAAUUAUUUUACUUUUACGUCAGGUAAAAAAGAAGAUUUAUUGCCGGGGACUGCAGUGUUUUCGUCCACGUGGGUAUUCCAAGGGAUGUAUAUAAGGUCAAGUUCUCAUAUAAAUGUGGCGAACCGAAUGGAACAUAUUUUGGCUUAUUUAGAAUCAAUAUUAUCUAUAUAUCCAAAUAGCUUAUUAGAGCAGUUUUUACAUCUAGAUCAUAUGGGAUUUUUAGAGCAGUUUCAUGAUAGAUAUUUAUAUUAUUUUGAAUGGCAUGGGAGAAAUACAUGAAGAUAUGAUUUAGAUUUAGGGGAAUGGGCACAUGUAACCCUCAGAGGUUUAGAAAAUUUAGAAAAUUCUGCUAAAAAUUGGACUUAUAAUUGAAACUCAAGGCUUGUUUAUCUUCCUGAUAUGUCAAUUCUAAUAAUUGGUGGCAAAUCCAAGCAAACAGGCGCAGAAACUAAUGAAGUUUGGCUAUUUUCUCCUGCGAAAUACAACACAUUGAAGAAAAUGACUUCUAUGAUAACUGCAAGAGAAAGCUGUGCUUGUGUGUACAUUGAGAACUAUGUAUAUGUUUUUGGGGGAAAACCAUAUCUUCAAACUUGUGAAAGAUUAUCUCUUGCAAGCCAAAGAUGGACUGAGAUCACUCCUAUGUAUUAUGCAAGAUAUGAGGCAACAGCUUGCCCAGCAUUGGACUCUACACAUAUUUUUGUAUUUGGAGGAGGACCUAUGAAUCCAUCUGGAAAUACAAUUGAAUCAUACUCAAUAAAACAAAAUCAAUGGCAAUUACUUCCUGUAACUAUGCCUAGACCUCUGGUAAAGCUUGCUGUUUUUCCCAUUACGAAUAGAAAAAUCGCUAUUUUGGGCGGCCAUGGAUCUCAUUGAGUUUAUUUAAUGUAUAUUGAAGAUUUAUUAGAUCAGCAAGGAUAUACGUAUAAAAUAGAAGACUGUAUGAAACCUUUGGACGAAACAUUGGAAACAGUAUGGCCUGUAGCCUAUUGUAGAAGAAACAAUAAACUAUAUAUGCUAAAUCUCAAUCGAAGUGGAUAUACAGGGGUAACUCCUGGUGUCGUCGAAUAUCCUUUAGAAUAUUUCGACAUGGGCCAAGCACUAGAUCGUGAUAUGGAUAUCUUUUCUACUUCCAAGCCUGGAAGAGUGCAAACUCCUAUAUCUUUACAAAGAUUAAUGUAA